AAGAUAUGUAUUGAAAAAGGAAAGCGAACAACCUCAAAAGAUGUAGAGGCUAGUCCUUCAUGAAAAUAAAAUUUCAGAUGAAGGCAUUUUGCACUUAGUCUUUUCUCUUACAGAUGGUCUUAACUUUUUUUCUUGAUUUUUUCCAAUUUGCUCGAUUUAACUUUCAACAGUGUAAAUAAUAAUCCACUGAUUAUUUCUUAGUUGCUUUUCAAGAUGGUUGCUAGAUGAUGUCAAAUCUUGAUAUAUUGAAUUAGUGCCAAAUAACGACAACAAAGGUAUCAUACAUAUCUUUUCUAAGGACAAGGCUUAGUUGUCUCAAUAUGUAUCUUUUUGAUUGCUUAUUGUCUGUGUAUUGGACAUUAGUUUUUAUCUAGAAAUAUUUUUUCUGAAUGAACUUUAUAUUAGUUAUAAAAAUCGGUAUUAAGAUCCAAGAUGGGUUAUAGAUAUAUUAAUCUUUAGGAAUGACAAGAUUUUACUUAUAGUUGUAUGUUUAAGAAGUGAACUACUUCCUUCAUACAUGUUUGCUAUUGCCACAUAGAUUAGCAUUACCUUAUCUAUACCAUGGAUGUACAUAGAAGUGACUCUUUUUUGUUUUUUCUUAUCUAGUCUACUUGAAUAAUUUCUUUACUUGGGUUUCUCCACUCUGCCACUCUUUAUCUCCGUGAAUUACUCUUGAAUUUUUUAUCUGGAAGGGAGAAAGAAUAUGGGAUAUGAAGUAGGUUGUAAAUUGCCGAUUAAAAUUUUUAUUGCUCUCGAUUUUGGAUUUUUGAGAUAGUUAUCUUGCAUGAAUUUUAUUAGGGCAAGAGGCUUGGGGAAGUCAUUGCGAAAUUUCAAUGGCAUCAAGUGUGCAACACUGAUGUCACAGUUCCCGACUUCGAUUGAUAAUCUACAGAAGAUUGGAGUAAUGUUGUCUUGCAGGAAAUUUAGCAUGGCAGAGGCUUGGGGAAGUAAUUGCGAAACUUACAUGGCGUUGAGUGCAGUGCAGCAGCGUACAGUUAUCGACUCUGAUUGAUCAUCUACAAGUGAUUGGAGCUCAAUGGCGUUUCAGUUGCAACAGCUUCAAAUUUGCAAAACUCAUCAUCAAAAUUUAAAGUGUAGCUGUAAGGAUCAUACCGGAACUUGAACUGUUGCUUUCCUCCGUUCUUGAUGACUUCCUUCAUUGAUGCUCUCAUCGUCCAGAAGAGUUGUCUGAAUUGCUUCCUACUGUAAGUAUUUGAUAGGAAUGGCCUUUAGGGGUAUUUAGGGUCAUUAUUAGGGUAUGAAGGGUAUAUUGGUAAUUGUGUUAGGAGGUUUAGUUAUAAAAUAGAGGGUAGAGGAAAGGAUGAAGGUAUCCAAUUGUUUGGUGGUUUAGGCUUGAGUAAGAAUACUCAAUAGAGGGGACGGUCCAAGUACCUCUAAUAAUUGGGUUAUAUUGUAAUCCUUUUAUCUUAUAUAUUUCAAUAUAUUUUGGGUUCUAUCAGUAUUCAACCGUUCUAUGCCUCCCACCAAUCCCAUUUGUACAGCGUAAAUCUCUGAACUCUAAGAUUUCUCCUUGGAGUCAUUGGAAUGCUUGAAUUCCAUCAACUAUGGUGCUAAAGACAGAGGAGGAGGAGAGAGGGAGAUCUAAUAGCACAGCCAGCAGGUGCAGUGGACAGAAGCAACAAAGGAAGCUGCCUAUAUUCAACGGAAAACAAAAAUUAAGCCUCGUGUACAUGUGCCACAUGUUAUCCAUACUUGGCCUAUGUCCAAUCUAUGUGUACACUUAAUCCCACCGGAGCCAUCUCUUAUUUAUGUCCUGUGAUUUGUCUCUCUAGCCGUUGGAAAGUUUCCAAAAUUAUGCAGCAACAUCUUAUCCGUCCCUACAACAUCGUUGCUCACCUUGUCUCCAAAACACCAUUUAUUUCCAACUCGAUCUCCUCAUCAUCCUCUCUUUACCAACCAGCCUUAGAUGCUGCUCACAAUGGAUCGAGAAUUCUAUUAACCAACUUAAAUCAUAAACAAUGUAAAGAGCAACCAGAUUUCUCAAUUGGUUCCCCUUGUAGGGUCCAAAAACUCGUUGCUUCCCAGCCUGAUCCACUUCUUGCCAAGGAAAUUUUUGACUACGCUUGUCGUCAACCCCACUUCUGCCCAUCCUCCUCCUCUUUCCUCAUUCUUAUCCUCAAGCUGGGGCGCUCCAAAUACUUCUCUCUGAUUGAUGAUCUUCUAAUAAGCUCCAAGUCCAGAGGCCACCCCAUCACUCCAACCAUCUUCUCCUACAUUAUCAAAAUCUAUGGUGAAGCUGAUUUACCGGACAAAGCCCUCAAAACCUUUUAUACCAUGAUUGAGUUUGGCUGCCAACCUUCGUCCAAACAGUUGAACCGCAUACUCGAAAUUUUGGUGUCUCACCGUAACUUUAUUCGACCAGCUUUUGACCUUUUCAAGAAUGCCCGUCAUCAUGGAGUGUUGCCCAACACCAAAUCAUACAACAUCCUCAUGAGAGCAUUUUGUUGGAAUGGAGAUCUCAGCAUUGCCUACACACUGUUCAACAAAAUGUUCGAACGAGAUAUUACCCCAGAUGUCGAGUCGUACCGGAUACUAAUGCAGAGUUUGUGCAGGAAGAAUCAGGUGAAUGGGGCUGUAGACUUGCUAGAAGACAUGUUAAACAAAGGCUAUGUUCCUGACACAUUGAGCUAUGCCACUUUGUUGAAUAGUUUAUGUAGGAAGAAAAAGCUAAGAGAAGCUUAUAAACUUCUGUGUAGAAUGAAGGUGAAGGGUUGCAAUCCUGAUAUUUCUCAUUACAAUACAGUUAUAAUGGGAUUUUGUAGAGAAGGGCGUGCCCUUGAUGCCUGUAAGAUUCUGGAGGAUAUGCAGUCAAAUGGUUGUUUGCCUAAUUUAGUGUCGUACCAGAGUUUGACUAAUGGAUUAUGUGAUCAGGGGAUGUUUGAAUUGGCAAAGGAUUAUGUGGAAGAGAUGACAUCAAAGGGUUUUUGUCCACAUUUCUCUGUCAUUCAUGCGCUCGUUAAGGGUUUCAGUAAUGUCGGGAGGAUAGGCGAAUCGUGUAGCGUUCUUGAAAACGUUCUAAAGAAUGGGAAAGCCCCUCAUUACCAUACUUGGGAUAUUAUAGUGUCUGGAAUUUGUGAUGUUGAAGACACGGUUGAAUUAGGUGAAAUUUUGAAGAAGAUUUUGAAGAAAGAUGUGAAAAGAGAUACUAGAAUAGUGGAAGCAGGCUCUGGUUUGGGAGAGUAUUUAAUUAGGAAGUUACAAUCCAAAUCUCGAAGGGCUUGAAUUUCUGUUGUGCAUUCAUGAUUGAGUUUUUGUGUAACCUUUGUUCUAUUGUAUCUUUUUCUAUCGAGUAAUCUUCAAUUAUUUUA
Molecule: messenger RNA, 3329 nt
Organism: Momordica charantia (bitter melon)
Lineage: Eukaryota; Viridiplantae; Streptophyta; Magnoliopsida; Cucurbitales; Cucurbitaceae
Source: RefSeq, a predicted model, not a curated record